AUGUCCCCGGAUUCACCCAACUCCUCGUUCGAUUGGAUCUCUGAUUCUGAUGACGAUCAGAGUUUCCACUCGGAAUCAAUUGCUGCUCCGGAAGUCUCGGCUCCACAACCUUGCGCGCCAGUUGUUCGAACUGAGAAACCAUCGGAUGUCGAAAUCGCAAUCUUCUGUGCCUUCGUCUUUGUUUUGAGCUUUGCAUUUGCAUCGGCUCUGAUGGGAUCUGGAUCAAACGGAGUCAAAACCAAUUUGACCGGACUGCCACCAAUCGAUUACGACUUCAACCCCAUCCAAUUUGAAAUGGAAUUCGAGAAAAGAAAAUUGGAGCAGUUUUCGGAUGUUGUUGCUCGGGACGCGGAAAUGAGAAGAGCUGAAAAAAUAGUGGAUUCAAGAAGUUGGACGCGUUUGGACGAAAUUCCGGAAGUCUUGUUGGACAAGUUCACUCCACACUCCCAUAGAUUCGAAGGAGUUCAAGAGUUUCUGGAGAAAACGGGAUUGAAUGGGACCGCCAUCGAAGAAGCGAUUUACUUCCACAAAUUGAAACUCGUGUGGAACAAGAAGAACGGUUGCUUCAACCCGAAAUGGCAUCCGUUGAACGCCCACGUUUUUGCGAGAUUCAUGGUUGGCGCUGAAGCGAGAUUCCAUGAAAGCUGGCGAAUUGAGCUUGGAUACUUCCAUUAUCACUUCCAAAUGGACACAGAGAAGGAGACAUUGGGAGUAAAGUUAGUGUAUUACUUCCCGAUUGAAGAUUUGGUUAAUGUUUAA
Caenorhabditis remanei is the source of this 759-nucleotide messenger RNA. RefSeq lists its product as uncharacterized. The record is from RefSeq and is a predicted model, not a curated record. Lineage: Eukaryota; Metazoa; Nematoda; Chromadorea; Rhabditida; Rhabditidae. The transcript is spliced from 2 exons. The coding region runs from base 1 to 759 and encodes 252 amino acids.